This is a messenger RNA of Artibeus jamaicensis (Jamaican fruit-eating bat), 3077 nucleotides long. RefSeq names its product ankyrin repeat domain 42 (gene ANKRD42). The transcript has 12 exons. Bases 850 to 2409 code for a protein of 519 amino acids. NCBI's taxonomy places the organism in Eukaryota, Metazoa, Chordata, Mammalia, Chiroptera, Phyllostomidae. The record is from RefSeq and is a predicted model, not a curated record. Gene Ontology annotation, molecular function: protein binding.
CCGAAGACGGCGGCCGCCACAACUGGCCCUGGUGUGUGGAGGAUAAACGGCCGACCCAGCCAUCGCGGCGGCCGGUCAAAGGAAAGAGGUAGCGAAGACCAGGAGUUCAGUUUCAGCGAAGACAGGGAAAGAACCCGUGAAGGUGAUGACCGUCGCUGCAGCGUCUCCACGGGAAGCGUAAGUGAGGACAUUAUCUUCUCCAUCAGUGACUCCAGAAGGGUCAGUGAAGACCUGGGUCACCGCCGCGGUGGUUCUCGGGAGACAGUUAGGGGAGAUAGUGGCCACGGUCACAGCAGCUCUUGGGAGAGAGUGAGAGGAGACCGCGGAUUUGGCAGCAGCGACAUCCGUUUCAGUGAAGUGGGCGGCCACCACUCUAGUGACUCUGGGGGAACCGGCAGAGAAGACUGCGGCCGCCACCUCUGUAGUACCUGGGAGGGGGUCAGGGAAGUCCGCGGCCCCGGAACCAGCGACUCUGGGGAAAGGGGCAGUGAAGACCGCAGCCUCCGCCUCAGUGACUCUUGGGGAGGAGGGAGUGUUGAUGGCGGCCUCAGCUUCAGUAGUUCCUGGGAGGGAGUAAGUGAAGAUCGCGGCUACGCGGCCAGCGACUCCUCCCAGGUGAGCGGCAGCCAAGACUCCAGCCGCCGCCUCAGUGGUUUCUGGGAGAAGGAAAGUGAAGACGGAGGGUUCCGCUCCAGGGGCUCCUGGGAGAGAGCAAGGGAGGACGGCGGCCCUGGUCCUAGCGAAGACGAAAGCGGUCUCUGCGGUGGCUCAUGGGUGACAGCCAGUGAAGACCGUCGCAGCAGCAGGGGCCUGGACUCAUCUCCACCCCGGAGUUCGUGGGACCGCACCAUGCCCGGGGUGCCCGGGUCAGGCCCCUCCACCUCCUCCACGGAGAACGCAACCCCGUUAGGCGCCAGGAGGAAAGUGCAUUUUGGUAGCAUACAUGAUGCAGUACGAGCUGGAGAUGUAAAGCAGCUUUCAGAAAUAGUAGAACAUGGAACCAACAUUAAUGAAGUUGAUAUUCUCCAUAAAUUUACCCCUUUACAUUGGGCAGCACAUUCUGGAAGUUUGGAGUGUCUUCAUUGGCUCCUCUGGCAUGGGGCCGAUAUUACUCUAGCAACUACAAGAGGCUGGACAGCAGCUCACAUAGCUGCAAUCAGGGGUCAGGAUGCGUGUAUGCAGGCUCUUAUAAUCAAUGGGGCGAACCUGGCAGCUCAGGAUGACCGUGGUUGCACUCCUGUACACCUUGCUUCUACACACGGACAUUCCUUCACUUUACAAAUAAUGCUGCGGAGUGGAGUGGAUCCCAGCAUAACUGAUGCGAGAGAAUGGAAACCUGUACAUUAUGCAGCUUUUCAUGGACGGCUUGGCUGUUUGCAACUUCUGGUUAAAUGGGGAUGUGGCAUAGAAGAUGUGGACUACAAUGGGAACCUUCCAGUUCACUUAGCAGCCAUGGAAGGCCACCUUCACUGUUUUAAGUUUCUACUCAGUAGAAUGAGCAGUGCAACGCAAGCUUUAAAAGCAUUCAAUGAUAACGGAGAAAAUGUACUGGAUCUGGCCCAGAGGUUCUAUAAGCAGAACAUUUUACAGUUUAUCCAGGGGGCUGAGUAUGAAGGAAAUGAUCCAGAAGAUCAGGAAAGUUUAGCAUUUCCAGGUCAUAUGGCUGCCUUUAAGGGUGAUUUGGAAAUGCUUAAAAAAUUAAUAGAAGAUGGAGUAAUUAAUAUUAAUGAACGUGAUAAUAAUGGAUCAACUCUUAUGCAUAAAGCUGCUGGACAAGGCCACAUAGAGUGUUUGCAGUGGAUAAUUAAAAUGGGAGCAGACAGAGAUAUUACCAACAAAGCAGGGGAGAAACCCAGUGAUGUGGCUAAGAGGUUUGCCCAUUUAGCAGCAGUAAAGCUGUUAGAGGGGCUACAGAAAUAUGAUGUAGAUGAUGAGGAUGAAAUUGAUGAAAAUGAUACAAAAUUUUUUAUGAGACAUGGUGUUGAGGGCAGCACUGAUGCCAAGGAUGAUUUAUGUCUUAAUGAGUCGGAUAAAACAGAUGCCAGAAUGAGAGCCUAUAAGAAAAUUGUGGAACUGAGACAUCUCCUGGAAAUUGCUGAGAGCAACUACAAACACUUGGGAGGGAUAACAGAAGAGGAUCUAAAGCAGAAGAGAGAACAACUGGAAUCUGAAAAGACUAUCCAAGAGCUGCAGGGCCAGCUGGAGUACGAACGCCUGCGUAGAGAACAGUUGGAAUGUCAGCUGGAUGAGUGUCGAGCGGAGGUGGAUCAGCUUAGGGAGACCCUGGGAAAUACGCGGGUCCCCAAAUUUAUCACAGCGGAAAAUGACUCUUCUUGUGAGUCAAGCAAAGAGAAGAGGCAAGUGAAGAAAAAAGUGUCUUCUGGGGGCGUUUUUGUGAGAAGGUACUAAUCAGUGAAAUAACUUUAAAUAAACUUGCUUGAUUUUUCUCUUUUAUUUUAAAAAUUGGUGUUAAUCUAUGUAAACUCUUUCAAAAAUAUUCUGAUGCACUGUAACUCCAAAUCUGAAGGGAGAAAUAUGUUACAGAACAUCAAAGGAAUUGUUAAAAUUACAUGGACUCAGUUGUACUCCACUCCCGAUAUAUCCUUUUUAUAUUUAUGUGGGCAAGUCAAGAUUCUAGAUUUAUUAGUAAUUUACAUAUAAACUUUAAAAUAUAAUAUGGUAGUGUCUAGACUUCAAAAGAAAUCCAGUACUAGAUAUUAAAAAUUGUUUUAGAUAUUAAAAAUUAUUGAAAUUUCUAUCAUAGCAUCAUAAUGGAAUUAUAUUUCUUUUACUUGCUAGAGACUACCAUUUCCUAUUACUAGGGAAGAUAUUAAUUUUGUAACUUUUAAACUUUUCAAAUGACUUUAAAAAGCAUCUGGACUUGGAAGAAAAAUGCAACAUAAGACCAGUAACUUUUAGAAACAGACAACUUUACAAUAACAACCAAGUAUUUCACUCAGGAAAGUUUUACAAAAAAUGGAGAACAGUGCUUGCUAAAGGAGAAAAACAAAACUGUAAUGUAUACUUACUAAGAAUGCCCAUUUUAAAUAAAACCUGCUUUAAAAUUCAAACAUUGC